AUGUUGCGCUCUGGCUUUUGCACCACCAUCAGGAUGAGAGAGCUGCUUUGGGGGAGUGCAGUGGGAAAGGUGGGGAGAGAUAGGGGCGGUGGUGGGGGAGAAGCAGUGCUGGUCAUACAUAUUGCGCUCCGGCUUUUGCACCACCACCAUCAGGAUGAGAGAGCUGCUCUGGUUUGGGUCAGUGCUGGUCGUACUAUUGUUGAGUCGACUCAAAAAGAGGGAUGGGUGGGUGGGGGUCCACACGUGCUGUGCCAAUCAGUCAGUGCUGGUCGUACUAUUGUUGAGUCGACUCAAAAAGAGGGAUGGGUGGGUGGGGGUCCACACGUGCUGUGCCGGUCAGUCAGUGCUGGUCGUACUAUUGUUGAGUCGACUCAAAAAGAGGGAUGGGUGGGUGGGGGUCCACACGUGCUGUGCCAAUCAGUCAGUGCUGGUCGUACUAUUGUUGAGUCGACUCAAAAAGAGGGAUGGGUGGGUGGGGGUCCACACGUGCUGUGCCAAUCAGUCAGUGCUGGUCGUACUAUUGUUGAGUCGACUCAAAAAGAGGGAUGGGUGGGUGGGGGUCCACACGUGCUGUGCCAAUCAGUCAGUGCUGGUCGUACUAUUGUUGAGUCGACUCAAAAAGAGGGAUGGGUGGGUGGGGGUCCACACGUGCUGUGCCAAUCAGUCAGUGCUGGUCGUACUAUUGUUGAGUCGACUCAAAAAGAGGGAUGGGUGGGUGGGGGUCCACACGUGCUGUGCCAAUCAGUCAGUGCUGGUCGUACUAUUGUUGAGUCGACUCAAAAAGAGGGAUGGGUGGGUGGGGGUCCACACGUGCUGUGCCAAUCAGUCAGUGCUGGUCGUACUAUUGUUGAGUCGACUCAAAAAGAGGGAUGGGUGGGUGGGGGUCCACACGUGCUGUGCCAAUCAUCAGUGCUGGUCGUACUAUUGUUGAGUCGACUCAAAAAGAGGGAUGGGUGGGUGGGGGGUCCACACGUGCUGUGCCAAUCAGUCAGUGCUGGUCGUACUAUUGUUGAGUCGACUCAAAAAGAGGGAUGGGUGGGUGGGGGUCCACACGUGCUGUGCCAAUCAGUCAGUGCUGGUCGUACUAUUGUUGAGUCGACUCAAAAAGAGGGAUGGGUGGGUGGGGGUCCACACGUGCUGUGCCAAUCAGUCAGUGCUGGUCGUACUAUUGUUGAGUCGACUCAAAAAGAGGGAUGGGUGGGUGGGGGUCCACACGUGCUGUGCCAAUCAGUCAGUGCUGGUCGUACUAUUGUUGAGUCGACUCAAAAAGAGGGAUGGGUGGGUGGGGGUCCACACGUGCUGUGCCAAUCAGUCAGUGCUGGUCGUACUAUUGUUGAGUCGACUCAAAAAGAGGGAUGGGUGGGUGGGGGUCCACACGUGCUGUGCCAAUCAGUCAGUGCUGGUCGUACUAUUGUUGAGUCGACUCAAAAAGAGGGAUGGGUGGGUGGGGGUCCACACGUGCUGUGCCAAUCAGUCAGUGCUGGUCGUACUAUUGUUGAGUCGACUCAAAAAGAGGGAUGGGUGGGUGGGGGUCCACACGUGCUGUGCCAAUCAGUCAGUGCUGGUCGUACUAUUGUUGAGUCGACUCAAAAAGAGGGAUGGGUGGGUGGGGGUCCACACGUGCUGUGCCAAUCAGUCAGUGCUGGUCGUACUAUUGUUGAGUCGACUCAAAAAGAGGGAUGGGUGGGUGGGGGUCCACACGUGCUGUGCCAAUCAGUCAGUGCUGGUCGUACUAUUGUUGAGUCGACUCAAAAAGAGGGAUGGGUGGGUGGGGGUCCACACGUGCUGUGCCAAUCAGUCAGUGCUGGUCGUACUAUUGUUGAGUCGACUCAAAAAGAGGGAUGGGUGGGUGGGGGUCCACACGUGCUGUGCCAAUCAGUCAGUGCUGGUCGUACUAUUGUUGAGUCGACUCAAAAAGAGGGAUGGGUGGGUGGGGGUCCACACGUGCUGUGCCAAUCAGUCAGUGCUGGUCGUACUAUUGUUGAGUCGACUCAAAAAGAGGGAUGGGUGGGUGGGGGUCCACACGUGCUGUGCCAAUCAGUCAGUGCUGGUCGUACUAUUGUUGAGUCGACUCAAAAAGAGGGAUGGGUGGGUGGGGGUCCACACGUGCUGUGCCAAUCAGUCAGUGCUGGUCGUACUAUUGUUGAGUCGACUCAAAAAGAGGGAUGGGUGGGUGGGGGUCCACACGUGCUGUGCCAAUCAGUCAGUGCUGGUCGUACUAUUGUUGAGUCGACUCAAAAAGAGGGAUGGGUGGGUGGGGGUCCACACGUGCUGUGCCAAUCAGUCAGUGCUGGUCGUACUAUUGUUGAGUCGACUCAAAAAGAGGGAUGGGUGGGUGGGGGUCCACACGUGCUGUGCCAAUCAGUCAGUGCUGGUCGUACUAUUGUUGAGUCGACUCAAAAAGAGGGAUGGGUGGGUGGGGGUCCACACGUGCUGUGCCAAUCAUCGACUCAAAAAGAGGGAUGGGUGGGUGGGGGUCCACACGUGCUGUGCCAAUCAGUCAGUGCUGGUCGUACUAUUGUUGAGUCGACUCAAAAAGAGGGAUGGGUGGGUGGGGGUCCACACGUGCUGUGCCGGUCAGUCAGUGCUGGUCGUACUAUUGUUGAGUCGACUCAAAAAGAGGGAUGGGUGGGUGGGGGUCCACACGUGCUGUGCCAAUCAGUCAGUGCUGGUCGUACUAUUGUUGAGUCGACUCAAAAAGAGGGAUGGGUGGGUGGGGGUCCACACGUGCUGUGCCAAUCAGUCAGUGCUGGUCGUACUAUUGUUGAGUCGACUCAAAAAGAGGGAUGGGUGGGUGGGGGUCCACACGUGCUGUGCCAAUCAGUCAGUGCUGGUCGUACUAUUGUUGAGUCGACUCAAAAAGAGGGAUGGGUGGGUGGGGGUCCACACGUGCUGUGCCAAUCAGUCAGUGCUGGUCGUACUAUUGUUGAGUCGACUCAAAAAGAGGGAUGGGUGGGUGGGGGUCCACACGUGCUGUGCCAAUCAGUCAGUGCUGGUCGUACUAUUGUUGAGUCGACUCAAAAAGAGGGAUGGGUGGGUGGGGGUCCACACGUGCUGUGCCAAUCAGUCAGUGCUGGUCGUACUAUUGUUGAGUCGACUCAAAAAGAGGGAUGGGUGGGUGGGGGUCCACACGUGCUGUGCCAAUCAGUCAGUGCUGGUCGUACUAUUGUUGAGUCGACUCAAAAAGAGGGAUGGGUGGGUGGGGGUCCACACGUGCUGUGCCAAUCAGUCAGUGCUGGUCGUACUAUUGUUGAGUCGACUCAAAAAGAGGGAUGGGUGGGUGGGGGUCCACACGUGCUGUGCCAAUCAGUCAGUGCUGGUCGUACUAUUGUUGAGUCGACUCAAAAAGAGGGAUGGGUGGGUGGGGGUCCACACGUGCUGUGCCAAUCAGUCAGUGCUGGUCGUACUAUUGUUGAGUCGACUCAAAAAGAGGGAUGGGUGGGUGGGGGUCCACACGUGCUGUGCCAAUCAGUCAGUGCUGGUCGUACUAUUGUUGAGUCGACUCAAAAAGAGGGAUGGGUGGGUGGGGGUCCACACGUGCUGUGCCAAUCAGUCAGUGCUGGUCGUACUAUUGUUGAGUCGACUCAAAAAGAGGGAUGGGUGGGUGGGGGUCCACACGUGCUGUGCCAAUCAGUCAGUGCUGGUCGUACUAUUGUUGAGUCGACUCAAAAAGAGGGAUGGGUGGGUGGGGGUCCACACGUGCUGUGCCAAUCAGUCAGUGCUGGUCGUACUAUUGUUGAGUCGACUCAAAAAGAGGGAUGGGUGGGUGGGGGUCCACACGUGCUGUGCCAAUCAGUCAGUGCUGGUCGUACUAUUGUUGAGUCGACUCAAAAAGAGGGAUGGGUGGGUGGGGGUCCACACGUGCUGUGCCAAUCAGUCAGUGCUGGUCGUACUAUUGUUGAGUCGACUCAAAAAGAGGGAUGGGUGGGUGGGGGGUGCUGUGCCAAUCAGUCAGUGCUGGUCGUACGUGCUGUGCCAAUCAGUCAGUGCUGGUCGUACUAUUGUUGA
This is a messenger RNA of Closterium sp. NIES-65, 4008 nucleotides long. Lineage: Eukaryota; Viridiplantae; Streptophyta; Zygnematophyceae; Desmidiales; Closteriaceae. The record is from the annotation of a GenBank genome assembly.